AUGCAAGAGCAUGCUGCUUUCAUUCAGGCCAGCAAGAGCAACGCGAGCAACGAGAGGAACGUCAUCCGGCUCGGGGCCGUUGGAGAGACAUUGCCAGGUGCGCACCAGUGGGUGAAGAAGGGCCAGCGGGAGGCCGGAGACGAGUGGUGCGCGUUUUGUGCACUGCGAUGGUACCGCAUGCCGCUGCCCGAAUUCCUUUGGCGCGUGCAUGGCGCGUGGCAGCGGCAAAGCGGCCGUGAAGAGGCGCCGCUGGAUGUCUUCACGCAGAGCUUGCGGCAAAGAUACCGCAGCCUGGCCAGCGGGAGGCUGCUGCUCCGCACGGCCGGGGCCUUGGGGCGGAAGGCCGCUCACAGCCUGGACUCAGCGGCCAACUUGCUGGCUCGGCUGCGCCGGCAUUUGGAGAGGCCCAGGGCCAGGGCCGGGGCUUGGCGCCCGGUGUCCUUCGCGGCCGCGGACGCCGCGCCGCUGCGGCGCUUGCUGCGGCAGGGCCGGCCCAGGGCGCGCCUGGAGCUGCGGCGAGCGCUGGGGGCGCUGCGGCUGCCCCCGGUUGGGGCCCUGCCCGUCAAAGGGAAGGCGGCGAUGGUACUGGCGGGGGCUUUGGCCGUGAGCGGCGGCAGCAGCCUCUGGCUGGCAGCCUGCCGAAAGGAGGCGCCGUUUGGUUUCGUUUGGCUCGUGUCAGCCCGUUGCUACUUCCAAAUUACAGCUGCCGCACGGCGCGUGCGGCCGCCCGCCCGCAUGGCGAGCGGAGUGGAGGGCGUGGAGAUCCAGGAGCUGGUUUUGCCGGAGGUGUCGGUCUACAAGGUCUUGGGCUGCGAGUCCACGCUAGCCGAGUACAACGACCAUAGUUCGAGGUUUGGCAACCCCAGGAGCGACUGGAAAGCCAUGUACACACAGCUCAUGGCGAGCCACGCAUUGGGCACUGUGCCGUACCGCUGGGACCAGAUGGACAGCCAGGGCUCGCCCUACCGAUGUGCCAACCUGGUGCAGGUGUGCUUCCUCGAGCCGCUGCCGGUGGUGCGCUGCUCUGGUCCCUUCUUCUGGGAUGGCUCGGUUCCUGGCGAGGAGAAGGCGGCGGUGCUGCGUUCUGCGCUGGGCUUGUCGAAGGAGCCGCUGAUGGCACAGCUGGGCCUCGCCCAGAAGGCGGUGCUCAUGGAAGAGACGGAGGGUGAGUGGGAGCUGAUCCUGGAUCAUCGACAUCUUGCGGCAUUGCCACAUGAGUCUUGCUUGGUGGCGACUUUUCAGCGCGGCGCCUUGCCAGUGACUGCCACCUUUGCGAGCCGCGACGGAGAGCGGCAGAAGUAUGCGGCUCGGCUGCUCGGGCACAGCUCACCGGUGCAUGUGUCUGCCACAGCGCUUUUUUGCGUGAGGCGCAGCGCAGCCAAAGAGCGCGCAAGCUUGUCGCCGACGCCGAAAAAGGUUGCGGUGCCGGCCGGCUGUUGCCGGUUGAUCUUGAACAGUUGCUACGACGUGCAGAAGCUUCGGCCCUGCCUAGAGGCAUUGGGGCUGAGGAUCCACGACGAGGAGUGGCCGGAGGCCAUUGCGCUGGUCCGGGCUUGGCUGAAACUGAUUCCGUUUGGAGCAGUGGGCCAGAUGUGGAUCAUGGCAGUCCGUUCAGGACGCAUUUUCCAUUUCGGCCUUUGCGGACUCGACCGCUUGUACCAAAGGAUCGACGUAUACCGGGCCCUGGCAAAGCGCCCGCAGACCCCACAGCGCGGAGACCCAACAGCGGAGCCGGCCGCUCCCCACAUGGGCAGCCUGUCAAAUGGGGAGCUCAAGCCGAAGGUCUCCGACUUUGAGCUCUUCGAGCAGUGCUUUUUCCAGGCACACAUCACACGACAAAGGCGGCGCAUGGAGCGGGAGUUAUGUGAGGAGUGCCUGGGAUCCUGCUUCAACGACCAGAUUAACUUUUCAGCUGACACGGUGUCCAAGCUGGAUUACUUGGAACACAACCUCACUGAGGAGCAGAUUGAUGAGUUUCGCGCAAAGCUCAGCAGUGGCAUGGUGAAGUGUUGCAGUUCCGACGUCGUUCCGCUGGACUUCCUCUUCCGAAAGUUUGGGAUCUUAGGCAAGGUGCUGGAGCUGCUGGUGGCCAGUGGUGCUGAUGCCCAGCUUCUGCGCUCGGACCUGGUGCCGAUUUUCAUGCGGGAGGCAAGACACCUGGCCAACUUGGCACGGCAGAAGCGAAUGCCAAAGCCGGAGCCUCCUCAGCCCUCCAUGACCGUUGACUCAGUUGGUUGGAAGAAGCUGCAGAGCAAAGCUAGGCCUCGUGUUCGCAGAUCCUUCCGGCAAUUCGAGAUCAUCAGUGCAGGCGGCGAAGAUAUCAACUUCUUCGAAUUCCUCUAUCUGAUUAGGUUUGUGCGUGAGAAGUCUCGGGAGGUGCAGCUGGAGAAGCUGCAAAGCUUCUUCCUGCGACUUGAUCAGGACGAGUGUGGCAAUGUGACCAUCAAGGAGGCCAUGAAGCUCUUUCCAGAGCUGGGGCUCUCGCCACGCAGCCGCCUGGAGCAGCUUGAAAUCAAACAGGUUCUCAACGAGGUGGAUGAAGAUGGUACUGGGAGCUUCAGCUGGAUGGACUUCACUGAAGUGGUGCAACUUUGUCAGGAGAGGCUGGAGCGGCUGGCACGUGCCGAUGAGGAGCGCUUUGCCCUUAACCUGAACUUCACGCUGGAGCGCUGCCAUGAGCUACGCAAGGUCUUUUUGGACAGCAAGAACGAGUCGAAUGUCCUGGAGGUGACGGAUCUCCGUCGCGCCAUGACCAUCCUGCAGCGCUGGUACACCUCAGAGGAGCUCUUGCCCCUCUUUGCCGCCUUCGCCCGAGACGGGCACAUGGACUUCCGCUGCUUUGCAAGGAUGAUGCAUGCGAUAGAGAUCCUGAAGACUGAAGGGCAGCUCGCUCAGGACAAGAAGCCGCCGCGGAAGAGCCUCAUGGAGAGUAUGACUGAGCCGCUUUUCUCGUGAAUUGUGCAAGAACUUGGUGCCUGGUAAAUGCCGCGCAGGAGGUUGCAUUUCGCUG
Molecule: messenger RNA, 3010 nt
Organism: Effrenium voratum
Lineage: Eukaryota; Dinophyceae; Suessiales; Symbiodiniaceae
Source: the annotation of a GenBank genome assembly